GCGCUCCCAGCAAUUCUGGUGCUGCCCAGGAGCCCCGCGAAGUGACGCGGGGUUUCGCCGAGGAGAAAAGCGCUCGGAGCCCCGGGCUCGCUCCCUGACCAGCCGCGGCUCUGCGCCAGCCAUCGGGAUUUACACGCUCCUCCGGCUGCAUCUCAAACUCUUGGGCUUCCUGCGCUGCACUGUCCGCGGCAGCUCCGGUUGGCGAAGAGAUCUGUUGUUAUAAAGCCUGGACCUCCGGAGGAGAUGGAAGUUUUCUCCCUCAUCCUGGUCGUGUCCGUCUGUUGGACUCGAACCUGGAAAGCGGCGAUUGCAGAUUCAAUCAUUCAUAUCGGGGCAAUUUUUGAUGAAUCUGCCAAAAAAGAUGAGGAAGUUUUUCGAAUGGCAGUAGCUGAUCUCAACCAGAAUGAUGAAAUCUUACAAACAGAGAAAAUCACAUGUUCAGUGACAUUUGUGGAUGGCAACAAUCCUUUUCAGGCAGUUCAAGAAGCCUGUGACCUGAUGAACCAAGGCAUCCUGGCCCUUGUCAGCUCCAUUGGCUGCACAUCAGCAGGAUCCCUGCAGUCCCUGGCCGAUGCCAUGCACAUCCCUCACCUCUUCAUCCAGCGCUCCACAGCAGGAACGCCAAGGAGUGGCUGCGGGCUCACCAGGAGCAACCGCAACGACGACUACACACUCUCUGUGCGGCCCCCUGUCUACUUAAAUGAUGUCAUCUUGAGAGUGGUCACAGAAUAUGCCUGGCAAAAAUUCAUCAUUUUUUACGAUAAUGACUAUGAUAUCCGUGGAAUACAAGAAUUUUUAGACAAAGUAUCUCAACAGGGAAUGGAUGUAGCAUUACAGAAAGUAGAAAACAACAUCAAUAAAAUGAUCACAGGGCUCUUUGCCACUAUGAGAAUAGAAGAACUGAACCGCUACAGGGAUACCCUGAGACGGGCCAUUCUCAUAAUGAACCCUUCCACAGCCAAAUCAUUCCUGACAGAGGUCGUGGAGACUAAUUUGGUUGCUUUUGACUGUCACUGGAUCAUUAUAAAUGAGGAAAUAAAUGACGUGGAUGUGCAGGAGCUGGUGAGAAGGUCAAUUGGAAGGUUGACAAUUAUCCGACAGACAUUUCCAGUCCCCCAAAACAUAAGCCAGCGCUGUUUCCGUGGCAACCACAGAAUAUCUUCAUCACUGUGUGAUCCGAAGGACCCUUUCUCCCAAAGCAUGGAGAUUACAAACCUGUAUAUAUAUGAUACUGUCCUCCUGCUGGCAAAUGCCUUUCAUAAGAAGCUGGAGGACAGGAAGUGGCACAGCAUGGCCAGCCUCACCUGCAUCAGGAAGAAUUCUAAACCCUGGCAAGGAGGGCGAUCAAUGUUGGAAACCAUCAAGAAGGGUGGAGUGAAUGGCUUGACUGGAGAACUGGAAUUUGCAGAAAAUGGGGGCAAUCCCAAUGUGCAUUUUGAAAUUUUGGGGACAAACUAUGGAGAAGAUCUUGGCAGAGGCAUUCGUAAGCUUGGCUGCUGGAAUCCUGUAACUGGUCUGAAUGGGUCACUAACUGACAGAAAGCUGGAGAACAACAUGCGAGGAGUGGUUCUGCGUGUGGUGACUGUGUUGGAAGAACCCUUUGUAAUGGUGUCUGAAAAUGUUCUGGGAAAACCAAAGAAGUAUCAGGGAUUCUCAAUAGAUGUGCUGGAAGCCUUGGCCACUUACCUCGGCUUUAAAUAUGAAAUUUAUGUAGCACCGGAUCACAAGUAUGGGAGUCCUCAGGAAGAUGGGUCAUGGAACGGCCUGAUAGGAGAAUUGGUGUUUAAGAGAGCUGACAUCGGGAUCUCUGCCCUCACCAUCACCCCUGACAGGGAGAACGUGGUGGACUUCACAACGCGCUACAUGGACUACUCGGUGGGCGUGCUGCUGCGCAAGGCAGAGAAGACAGUGGACAUGUUUGCCUGCCUGGCCCCCUUUGACCUCUCCCUGUGGGCCUGCAUUGCUGGCACGGUGCUCCUAGUGGGGCUCCUGGUCUACCUCUUGAACUGGCUCAACCCCCCGCGCCUUCAGAUGGGAUCCAUGACGUCCACAACUCUCUACAACUCCAUGUGGUUUGUCUAUGGAUCCUUUGUGCAACAAGGAGGAGAGGUUCCAUACACAACCCUGGCAACCCGACUGAUGAUGGGAGCCUGGUGGCUUUUUGCUUUGAUUGUCAUCUCCUCCUACACGGCCAACCUAGCAGCUUUCCUCACCAUCACACGCAUUGAGAACUCUAUCCAGUCUCUCCAGGAUCUCUCGAGGCAGACGGACAUUCCUUACGGCACAGUGCUGGACUCGGCAGUGUACGAGCACGUGCGGGUGAAAGGGAUGAACCCUUUCGAGAGGGACAGCAUGUAUUCCCAGAUGUGGCGCAUGAUCAACAGGAGCAACGGCUCCGAGAACAACGUCCUGGAGUCCACUGCAGGCAUUCAGAAGGUGAAAUACGGGAACUACGCCUUUGUGUGGGACGCGGCGGUGCUGGAGUACGUGGCCAUCAACGAUGCGGAGUGCUCCUUCUACACGGUCGGGAACACUGUGGCGGACAGAGGAUACGGGAUCGCCCUGCAGCAUGGCAGCCCCUACCGAGACGUCUUCUCACAAAGGAUUUUGGAGCUGCAGCAGAAUGGCGACAUGGACGUACUGAAGCAUAAGUGGUGGCCGAAGAACGGUCAGUGUGAUCUUUACUCAUCUGUGGAUACCAAACAGAAAGGAGGUGCCCUGGACAUAAAAAGUUUUGCAGGUGUUUUCUGCAUCCUCGCUGCAGGGAUUGUCCUAUCCUGUUUCAUUGCAAUGUUGGAAACGUGGUGGAAUAAAAGGAAAGGCUCCCGGGUUCCAUCAAAAGAGAUCUGGACCGGACCAUUAUUAAAAGGAAAAAAAAAAAGGAAUCUCUAGUCUUUAAAUUUGGUUUCUCAGGAAUGGAAACCAUGUAGUUUCACCUGGUAAAUUAUUUUAAAAACCUAACAUUUACUUGAUUAUUGUUUACCCAAAGAUUCAGAACUUCAUACUUUAUAUUUAUCUGGUGCAAAACAUGAAAACCAGUAACAAGGAAAAGAAAAAAAACACCAACACAGAUAUUUUACACAAAUAUAAAUUUUUUUAUUUCAAUUUUCAAAUGCUGAGAAAUUCAAGUGUGUACUUUCCACAAAUGGUAUAAUUUGGCCUCCUUGAUCUUUAUUAUAUGGUCAUUAGCUUAGCAUUGAAACGCUUAUCUCAACGUUAAAUUGAAAAGCUUGGCUCAAAACUGAGUUUAACGUGGACGUAUAUGCUGAAUGCCCCCAUUAUCCUGGAUGUGGGGGUCAUCCAGCAAAGAAAUACAUCUUAACUAACUUUCUUGAAAUUCAUUUUAGCUUCCAUGAAAUCCAUUGGCUCUUCCAGGCCACUAGUCCAGAAUCGGGGGUCAGAUUGGGCCAGUUUGUGGUCAGCAAGCCAACCCUUUUUCCUGGUGGCUGCCAUCUUGUGCUCCAGAAUGCAAGCAUUUAUACUGAAAAAAAAUUGUCUAAUGGUUGCGAAGAUAACAUUUCGGUCGCGUGCCAGAAGUAACCCAUUCACUGAUGUCUGCCUGAGUCUGCAGACAGCCUUAAACAGUAGCUCUGAGAGAAGUAUGAACCGCCCCAGUAAUCACAAUGGGAUGUUGACUCUGAAGCCUGAUGAUAAUUUAAAUGUGAAAACUGCUGAAUAUUUCACUACUGAUCACACAAGAGAGAAGAGGAAAGAUCAUAUUAUGGAGAUAUGCACAAUCUUACUGUGAGUGGGUCUCAUUUUGGUGUAUCGAUUGGGUGGAGAUUGGGUUGUGGGCUAAGCAUGGGAGAUUAUCACCGCUUAUAUAUUUUCACUGGUCUGACCCUAGCCCCAAAUGCAUCUCUGUAAAAGAAAGAGGACUAUUUUGAGUUACGCUUAGAGGCUCAGAAACUGAAAUUCCAAUCUUUUCCCAACUGGCUUUUUAAAUUACAAAGUAUUUGCAUGUUUGUUUUUUUCAAAAUUAAAAGCAAACAAACAAAAACUAGAAAAAAAAAAAAGGAAAAUAUUUAGGACUGUCCCUCAGAGACAUAGUCAUGACUUGCACACGCUAAUCGAGCCUCUGUAUAUUUCUUUAGCUUCUGAUGUGGCCCCACUUCUCCUGCAUCCAUAUGCAGUUCCAAAUUUUUUGAGGAGAUAGCGUUUGGUGAAUGCGUUUGGAUUUGAUGUCACCUGUGUGGUUGUUAUGUGCAUCCAUGUCUAUGUCCACCUGUGAAUAAACGAUAGACAGAAAGAUAAGUCAGAGAAAUGAGCACUGCAUUUUUUCCUUCCCGUGAUGAGCUCCGACCAGAGCCCUCGUGGUCAGUGAUCAUCCAGUCCCUGGGAGAUCCCUGAUGCCCUGUUCCCUUCCCCUUUUUCCCUGGUUUUGUCUCCCUGUCCCUGCCCUUGGAGGGUGCAGCCCUGGAGGGAAGCUGGCCUCUCAGUCUCCUUCCAGUCGGGCUCUGUGUUCGGCGUGGUGCCAGCGCAAAUGUUCCGUGAUCCUUUCUGCUAAGUAGAUGAACUCCUGCAGUUUGUUCUAGGUGUGGACUUCAUUCUAGGCUUGACUUCAUUCCUAGAGAAAGGAGGGAUCUCAAGUCCAUUUGGUAUACUAGGAGUUUUGCCAUUGAUUCAGGGAGCUCUGGAUCAAGCCAGUCAAUGAAUUUCAGUAAUCAAGGCUGGAAGUCAUCAAUGCACAUCUAUCGGCUGCCUAAUUAUCCUCUGUGAGGUCCUAAAGUGUGAGAUAUUUCUAGUGGCCUGGAAGAGCCAGUAAAUUUCACAGAGAUUAAGGUAAAUUUUGAGGUUAGUUGAAAUUGAUUUUUGUUCUAAAUGAGCUGCACUGCUUAGACUGAGGGAAUAUCCCUGUACGUGUGUACUUAAUGCUGCUUUGAAUUAAGCUUUGCAGUUCAGCAGAAAUAUGUAUGUACAACACAGGUGAUUUAUUGGGUCACCUAGAGCUUUCUCCUCUUUUUUAACUUCUAUGCAUUCAAAUUUUCAAUUAUAACAAACAAACCUGUUUAACUGUAUUCUCUGGGAAGAGAGAUUUAAGAACGAAAAGGGAUAGAGGUAAGAGAAGCGAUGAUACAAUAACUACUUCAGGCUGCCUUCUCUUCUCACCCACAAAAGUAUAAUUCCAUCAGAAUAGAUGGAAUUUCUUCUUUGUAGGUGAGGAGAUAAUUAAUCCCUCUGUUGGCAUUGCAAUUUAAAAUUGCCUGGUGUACUCCUUUCUGUUCAAUGUCAAUGAGUCACCAGCGCUUGGGGUUUUUUCUCUGUAUGUUCAGCUUUUCUAUACCACAAUUUACAUUAUAAAGGCAAAAUGGAACCUGAGAAGGUUCUAGCCCUUCCUUAAACCCUGAGACAAUGACAAAGAUGGCAACCUGAUCCCUCAGAGCCUCUCAUGUUGACAUCCAAAUUUAGUUCUCAUUGCAGAGUUGAAGAACUGGCAUCAUUCCAGGCAUUUGAUAUUAUGCAGUUUACUUUUAUUCAGCUGUUGCUAGUCUAACCCACCUAGCUGCGAGCUUGCCUUUUCCUGGAAAGCUACCUGUGGCGCUUUGGGUUUUGUUGUUUGGAUCCAGGGUUUGAAGGUAGCUGUGAUGUAAGGGUCUGCCUCAUUUUGGCUUUGCCCACCUGGCGUCAGGCGGUGGGGGAGUUCACUGGUGACAUCCAGGACACCGUCAGCCAAGAGCCAGCUCUAGUCAGUUGUGCCUUGUGCUCCCUGAGCAGUGCUGAUCACCCUGUGAAACUUCAGCCCAGCACAAAUGGCGAUGGUGAGUGGUGCCUCUUGUUUUUCUCAUUCCCCAGGACGACAAGGAGAUCGACCUGGAGCACCUCCACAGGCGCGUGAACAGCCUCUGCACAGACGACGACAGUCCCCAUAAACAGUUCUCCACCUCAUCGAUUGACUUGACCCCGCUGGACAUUGACACUUUACCCACACGUCAGGCACUGGAGCAAAUCAGUGACUUCAGGAACACUCACAUCACCACAACCACCUUCAUACCAGAGCAGAUCCAGACUCUGAGCCGCACGCUGUCUGCUAAAGCCGCCUCGGGAUUCUCCUUCGGCAGCGUGCCUGAGCACCGAACUGGCCCUUUCAGGCACAGGGCACCCAACGGAGGCUUUUUCAGAAGCCCCAUCAAAACAAUGUCAUCUAUCCCUUACCAACCAACUCCUACCCUGGGCCUGAAUAUUGGUAGCGACCCAGACCGAGGCACCUCCAUCUGAGCAUCAGAACAAGUUUCUUCACUGUUUCUUAUUUAGGACUCCGUUUGCAAGGAGCAGCUGUAAUAUUGUGGGACUAACAUGGAUGUAACCUUUCUUCUUUUCCUUAUUUUUUGGUUUUGAGGGUUGUGGUUUGGGGUUUUGGUUGUUUUUUUUAUUUGUUUGAGGGUUAUUUUCUCUUCAGGGGUUGUUUUGGGCCUUUUUUUCUUUAUUUUAUUUAAGAAUCAUAAUUAUUAGUAGCAACUCUUCCUCCUCCUCUUCUCUGCUUUCACAGUCUGGUCUCUUCUGCCUCCCCUUAUUCUCUGUACUACUUGAAUCACUUAUUCUUUGGUUUAUCAACAUGUUAGGUUUUGGUUACUUCAGGCCUUUCAUAUACUUUAAAUAUAGGAAACAAGCAGUGAUUCAUGCAUAGGAGAACCCUGAGGAUUACUUUACAGAAGGGCAUUCGCUCCUCCUCCCCCACCGCCUUUUUUUACUAUAAUUGCAAUAACUGAAGUAUUUUUCAUGUACUCUGCUGCAUCCAGUCAGUGCUCCACUGCUCUGUGUCCUUUUAACUGUGGACCAAAGGCAAACCCUGCAGUUUAAAAAAUGGAAAAUGAAAAAAAAGGCAAAAAGAUGAAAAAAAACACAAAAAAAGGAAAGGAAAACAAAUAAAGUUCAAAGAUCAUUCAGGCCCUAUAAUAUAAGAAUGCAAUUUUGUAGGAUUACAAAAAGCCAUUACUAUGCCAGUAAAGACUACAGUUAAAUCUACUUUUGCACUGCAACAGUGCAUAUGAUCUUUAUGUGAUUGUACAUUGUUAAAAAUUUUUCUUAUGUACAGUAAGCUGUAUCAUAUGGCAGAAGCCUCUGUUGUGUUAAAUAAAUUAAUAUCUCAUACAUAUAUAUAUACACACAUAUACACACAUAUAUGUGUGUGUGUAUAUAUACACAUGUAUAUAUAGCUAUAAAAAUGGCAGCUGUUGCUAUCGCAAUUAAUUUAAUAAAGCUUUAGUAAAAAUGUGUUGUAUACAAGAGAGAUGUACAGUGCAGGGUGUCUUUUCAUUUAGAAAAGACAGGUUGCUUUAACAUUAUUCUGACUUGCAUCGUUUGCCAACAGAGCAUAUUUUAUACUUUUCUAUUAGAGCAUCCAGGGCAAUUUAACAUUUGUACCUAGAUGUAACUCCUUUGGUUAGGUUUUGCAUUGGCUUUUGAGCAUUCUAUAAGACUAAUCUUGAUAAUUUUCCUUUUAAUAAAUUAAACAAAUGGAACUCUCUCUUAGAUAUACCAUGUUCAUGAACAACUGAUAUAGCUCUAGAGCAGUUACACAUGGAUCAAACGUCAAUAAAUCCUUUUCCAAGUCAGCACAGUUAAUCAAUACAAUAAUGGUGUGAGUGGAGGAAAAAAAAAAAAAAGCCCUCAAGAUACACAGAUGUGGCCUUAAUUAUAAUCAUGUAUUGUUCUAAGGGAAAAAAAUAUGAACAGGCACCCAGUUUAACCCUUUCUCUGUUAAGUUAGAUUUAGAGGAGAUAUGUAUUUUUUACAUUAGUGCCAACUGUAUAAAGCAAGAAAAAGAACAGCAGUGAGAGCAAAACCGGUGCCCACUUUGGCACCAGCUUUUUCAAGUAACAUUGUUACCUGUUAGAUACAUAGGAAGAGCUUUCAAUUUGUAAUCCUUAAACUAAAAACGCAGUUAAGUAGAAAGCAAGCAGUUUAUCCUGUGAGUUUUUUCAUUUGGUUUUCUUUUUAAUGCAACCAUACACUUAUUUUAAUCUAACUCAUUAUUUGGCUAAGAUUAAUAGGAAUCAGCCUAUGUGAUUUGCUUUAGGAUAAAUUAAAAGGUAUAUUCUUCAGAUCUAUUCUAUUUUGAUGCUAAUUCUGUUCUGGGGGAGCAUCUUGUACUGUCACUGUUUUUUGUACUAAAUCUUCAAAUAUUGUCUACUGUGUAAGGCAGAACGAAUUCUUAUGUGCAAAAGGCCAUUUUGUUUCCAGGGUAGCAAGUGUCUAAAAGCAUGCACAACUUGCUUCCCCCUUGUAACAUUCAUGAACUCAUCCACACUUCUGAGUAAAAGAAAAAAGAGAAAAGAAAAAAAAAAAAAAAAAAAAAGAAAAUUUCUUUCCAACAAGCUACGUAGGGACAUACCAGAUGUUGCAGUGAUUUUAGCUAUUAAAAAAUCUGUUAACCAUGUACAAUAUUUAAAAUAGGCCUAUUUUGAUGUGUUGCCUAUUAUACAGAUACACAAAACACUUUUUGGAAGCCUCAGUUACAAGUGGCAGAGCUUUCUGUGUAUAAUUUGUCUAAAUAAUUUGUCUAAUAAAAUUGUUUUCUAAA
Taeniopygia guttata (zebra finch) is the source of this 8521-nucleotide messenger RNA. It is a transcript of the gene GRID2, whose product is annotated as glutamate ionotropic receptor delta type subunit 2. The record is from RefSeq and is a predicted model, not a curated record. Gene Ontology annotation, molecular function: signaling receptor activity; ligand-gated monoatomic ion channel activity. Gene Ontology annotation, biological process: monoatomic ion transport. NCBI's taxonomy places the organism in Eukaryota, Metazoa, Chordata, Aves, Passeriformes, Estrildidae. Gene Ontology annotation, cellular component: membrane.